GCGCCAGUUAUAAGGUCGUUGCCCAAGCCGCUGACGUCUUUCGAAUUCGAGGCGAGCCUUCGGGCCGCGGGCUGAGUUUCCUCGUGGUAGCCGAGGUGAGUGUCUGCUCCGGAGCGGCGUCGUGAGAGCGCGGUAGCUUGCCUGUGCUGUGUGGGCGCUUUUGCCCACGUAGGUAGUCCUCGCUAGACCUACCUUUCUCGGGGCACCGCGGCGUCCGAGACAGACGCUGCCGACCGGCUCUGAAGAGUGAAGAAUGUGGGGAAAGGAGCUUUGAAGAAAAAGGUGGACGAAGCGGGCCUCGCCCUCUUUACUCCCGGUCCGUUUCAGCUGCUGCCUUAAAAGAAAAAAACCACACAGAAAAAACAAUACAAUACUGACUUUAUGUCCCAAAAACGCCGAUUGCAGGAUCAUGACAUUAAUCCAUGUUUAGUGGAAAGCGAUGCUUCCAGAAAGUGUUUGGAAGUGAAUCAAUCCGAUAAGGAUAUGUGUGCAAUUUAUUUUUUAAAGUACAAAAGUUGCCGAAAAUUUUGGCAUGGGAUUAUGAUGCAGAGAAAACAAGAUGGAAUAAAACCAAAUAUGCCUGUAGAAGAAGAAAGAAAGAGAAUCUUAGCUUCGUUGGGAAGAGCACCAUAUUGACCAUACAGUUUUAUUAAUAUAGAAUGUAAUGCUUUUACGAUAAAGUGUGCUUUAUUAUAUUUUAAAAGGUAGUUUCUGGAUAGCUGCAUUGCCACUCCCUUGUACUGUAUUUUUUACAAAAAACAAAGAACCCUGAAACUUUAAACGUCUAAAGAAUGAAGUGCAUUCUUACAUGGGAAAAACUUGCAGAAAUAAAAAAGGUUUUGAUUUGAUAAA
Messenger RNA from Thamnophis sirtalis, 852 nucleotides. RefSeq names its product coiled-coil-helix-coiled-coil-helix domain containing 7 (gene CHCHD7). Gene Ontology annotation, biological process: mitochondrial respiratory chain complex assembly. NCBI's taxonomy places the organism in Eukaryota, Metazoa, Chordata, Lepidosauria, Squamata, Natricidae. Gene Ontology annotation, cellular component: mitochondrion. The record is from RefSeq and is a predicted model, not a curated record.